This is a messenger RNA of Hirundo rustica (Barn swallow), 855 nucleotides long. RefSeq names its product zinc finger protein 239-like. The annotation marks the transcript as partial. NCBI's taxonomy places the organism in Eukaryota, Metazoa, Chordata, Aves, Passeriformes, Hirundinidae. The record is from RefSeq and is a predicted model, not a curated record. The transcript is spliced from 2 exons.
AAACCUUGGCAAGAUGGUGGAGGAGGCUGUGAAGAAGAUGCCCCGGGACAGCCAGGCAGACAAGGAGCUGAGAAUGGAGAACAGGGAGGACAAAUCCCCACAGCAGAACCUCGUGGAAGAGGCUGUUUUGAGUGGCUCCACAGCACAGGAAUCAAAUGAGGAGAAAAAGCGCCUGAGAUCCUGCAGGAGGAAGGACUCCAAACCCAUCCCAGGGUGCACUGAGGAGGAAAGACCAACCCUGUUCCAGGAAAGUGGACAGAGCUUCAGCCAGAGCAACACCACUGUCCAGCCCCAGAUCAUCCACACUGGGGAGAGGCCCUAUGAGUGUCCUGAGUGUCAGAAGAGAUUUCAGACCAGAUCCACUCUGCGAAGGCACCAGCAGAUUCACAGAGAGGAGAGGCCCUUCCACUGCCCCGACUGCAGGAAGGGCUUCAACCGCAAGUCCAACCUCAUCAGGCACCGGCGCAUCCACACUGGGGAGAGGCCCUAUGAGUGUGGGGAAUGUGGGAUGAGCUUUAGCCAGAGCUCCCACCUGAUCUGCCACCAGAGGAUCCACACCGGGGAACGGCCCUAUGAGUGUGAGCAAUGUGGGAAGAGCUUCAACUGCAGAUCCAGCCUGAUCCGCCACCAGAACAUCCACACUGAGGAAAGGCCAUACAAGUGUGGGGAAUGUGGGAAGGGCUUCAACCAGAGGUCCCAGCUGAUCAUCCACCAAAUGAUCCACACUGGGGAGAGGCCCUACGAGUGUCCUGAGUGUGGGAAGAGGUUUCAGACCAGCUCCAAUCUCCUCGUGCACCAGCGGAUUCACAGAGAGGAGAGGCCCUUCCGCUGCCCCGACUGCAGGAAGGGCUUCAA